Molecule: messenger RNA, 693 nt
Organism: Arthroderma uncinatum
Lineage: Eukaryota; Fungi; Ascomycota; Eurotiomycetes; Onygenales; Arthrodermataceae
Product: isochorismatase family hydrolase
Exons: 4
Coding region: 1-693 (230 amino acids)
Source: RefSeq, a predicted model, not a curated record
AUGCUCGCGAAGAAACUGUUUGCAGCGCCCAUCCAAUCUCGGUUUAUGCACUCGGCCACAAUGGCGAACGCUAGAGCGGCCCGCAUCAGGAAUCCUGCAUUAUUCAUCUGUGAUAUCCAGGAGAGAUUUAGAUCGAUUACAUAUGAAUUCCCGAAAUUAGUAUUUACGUCCCUCAAACUCCUUCGAGCUUCCAAGCCUCUCAACAUCCCGAUAUACGUAACAACACAGAACACCGCACGCCUGGGUCCCACUGUCGCCGAGUUCGAUGAAUACCUUCAGCCCUCGAACCCUAACUUACGCAUCAAUUGUGACAAAACCCUCUUCUCGAUGAUAACGCCUGAAGUCAAGGAGAAAUUACCAAACACAGCCAGCGAGCAACCUCUUGAUGCUAUAAUUGUUGGACUUGAAUCGCAUGUCUGCGUGACUCAAUCAGCUCUUGACCUUCUAUCAUUGGGCCAUCGGGUGUACAUUAUUGCUGAUGGGGUGAGCAGUGCCAAUCCAGAGGAGAGACAUGUAGCGUUGGCUAGACUACGGGAUGCAGGUGCUACUGUGACCACGAGUGAGAGCGUGUUGUUUGAGAUCAUGGGUGAUUCUAAGAUAGGGGUAUUUAGGGAGAUUAGUGGGCUAGUUAAAGAAACUGGGAAGGAGACCAAGAGUGCUUUGGAAGCAUUCUGCUCCGCUAGCAAGAUUUAG